This is a messenger RNA of Peniophora sp. CBMAI 1063, 1803 nucleotides long. The record is from the annotation of a GenBank genome assembly. Lineage: Eukaryota; Fungi; Basidiomycota; Agaricomycetes; Russulales; Peniophoraceae.
AUGUCUACCGACGAGCCCGCUCUCGAUCUCGAUCUCGAUGAGCGCAAGGCGCUCGCCACACAGCUCAAGCUCAGCGCCAAUGCACUGUUCGCGUCUGGGGACUACACAGGGGCACGCGACGGCUACACCAAAGCUAUCAAUGUAUACGCCGAGGACCCUGUCAUCUACUGCAACCGCGCGCAGGCGCACAUCAACCUCGAAAACUUCUCUGAAGCUGCUGCCGAUGCCCAAAAGGCCACAGAGCUUGACAAUAGAUCCACGAAGGCAUGGGCACGGCUUGGAAAGGCUCAACGCCAUCUGGGCCAAUUGACCAAAGCCUCUUUCUCCCUCGGUGUUGCGUUGGAUACACUCCCGGCUGCGAGCAAGAUGACUCCGGCCGACAAAAGACUCCGCGAAGAAGUCGAGAAGCUCAUACACCAAGUCUUGCUUGAUGGUAGACGACCAGAGAACAUGCUCGAUGCGGUAUGGAAAGGCGAAGCGGACUUCCUUCCCGAACGUAACUCGCUUGAUGUCAUCGAGCAACCGGACGUCAAUGGAAAGCGUCCUUGGGAUUGUGCAUACGCCGUUUUGCGUCCUAUUCUAGAAGGCACCCACGGCCGUAAACAAAGCAAGGCCGAGCGGGAGGCAGAAGACAAGAUUGUGCUCCAGAGUAGCGUGACUCUUGUGUACUCUGCAUAUGUCGAGUGGGCGAAGGGGUUGCACGCCCUAUCAUUGCUCCAAACAUUGCCUCGAAAUGAUGGUUCCGGUCAAGUCGAUGCAGCCGGAAGGAUAGACUGCACUCUGCAAUUCGUGUCCGGUAUCAUACGAGAAUACAGGGUCCACAGAACCUUAACCCGCCAGGAGAACAAUAGAUACAGCUCACAAAUGCUGUUCGAGAUUCAAACAGGUCAAGCCUGGAGAUCUUCGGACAUCGAGGAGAUCAUACGCGACGCGGCCAAGCGCCUUGAACAAGAAGGGUGGUCCAAGGCAUUCAUACUUUCACUAUCCUCAACACUAGAUGUCUGGGUCUUUUGCUCCUACCGCGCCGAUAACGAACUAGGAGAGUUCAAAGAGGCACUUUCUCUGUACAAGUUCGCGAUACGGCUAUUGGAAUGGGCACGAGCUGCAUGGCCGGCGGACAAACCCGAUCGCCCGGAGAUCCUCCAGGAAUGGUGGGUCCGUGCGGUGAAGCGCUUGACCUGGCAGACGUUCAUGAAGGCCUCUCAAAAGUCGAGCCCAAAGCACGAGGAAUUCUGCGCAUCGCCUGAAGGUGAUAUCGACGACUUCUUCGAAGAGGUCUUGGCGGUCGUUCAGGAGACGGAGGAGAGCCUGAAGACGGCUGCUGAGAAGUACAUGCCAGGUCGCGACGCGUCUUUCAUCCCAGCAUUCUGGCUAUACCCGAUCGGCGAAGGCUACGCGGCGAUGGCAUGGGCGCGGUAUAGGAAAGCGAAAGAAUCGCCUGACGAUGGAGCAGAGUACAAACGCGCAGCUCAGUACUGGAUUAAGGCUGCAAGUUUCGUCUGGCUGGACGACGAAUACCACGUCUACUGGCUUGCCAUGGCCAUCGAGAGUUUAUGGCAACACAAAGCAACCGCCCGCGAGAUACUACCGCUUUGUUCAAUGAUGCGUGAAGCACUGCCAGAUGCAAUGAAGAUAUGGCAGGACUCAACCGAUCUUGGUCGCGGAGGCAGCAGAGACUUUAUCUUCAACCUUGUCAUAGCGUAUGACGAUUCCGUGCGUGGCAUGAUUAGCCGCGGUGAGGCUACGCUGAAUGAUGUGUUGGCGCCGGAGGGCUGGCUUGAACACACCGCGCAUAUUGAUUGA